GAGUUCUCGACGAAAGCGUGCAUUUUUUCCAGUCGGGCUGAGCCUAGCAUUGUCCAAUUGUCAAUUGUUAAAAAUAUUGUCGGUGCUGAGGCAGCAAACCUUGAUUAUAUCAUUCAACAAGUAAAUCGUUAUAUUUUCACAGUAGUUCUCACUUCUCGUACCUAGAGGCUAGAACCAACACACGAAUCAGAAUAUCUUCAGAGACGCGACUGGAAGGACAAGCGCGCGGAGCUGAGCGGAACCCUAAAAUAAAUAAUUUUUAUUAUAGCUGUUCAGGCAAGAGAGGCCUCCGGUCUUUAUUUUCGAGUUGCCAGGCACCUUUGCGGAAAAGUGAAGCUUCUGCAUGAUUUUAGCGACAUGUUGCCUAGCAACGACCGAUUGGUUCAGCUUUUGAAUACAAAUUUUGUCACAGCUGCGCAGUUUCCUCAAUUUGUGGAAUAAUUUGAGGGUUCGACGCGACAGUUUGGGGUUGAGUGAGCCAUGUCUCGGAAGCUGGAGCCAGUGUGCUCGCUGUCCGGCCACACAGACCGGGUAUGGCAGGUGGCCUGGGAUCCGGCCGGCCGCACCCUGGCCUCCUGCUCGGCCGACAAGACGGUGCGGCUGUGGUCGGAGACCGGCGCCGGCUGGAGCUGCGCCACCAUCCUGGCCGACGGGCACGAGCGCACCGUGCGCGGCGUGGCGUUCUCGCCGAGCGGCCGGCUGCUGGCGUCGGCCAGCUUCGACUCCACGGCGGCCGUCUGGGACCGCGAGCAGGCCUGGGAGUGCACCGCCACCCUGGAGGGACACGAGAGCGAGGUCAAGGCGGUGGCCUGGUCUCGCUCCGGCAAAUACCUCGCCACGUGCUCACGCGACAAGUCCGUCUGGCUCUGGGAGCUCACCGACGACCGCGAGCUGGACUUUGAGUGCGCCGCCGUGCUGAUGGCGCACACGCAGGACGUGAAGCGCGUCUCCUGGAGCCCGGUCGAGGACCGUCUGGCGUCGUGCGGCUAUGACGACACGGUUCGCCUGUACCGUGACGACGGUGACGACUGGGUGACCGGCGCCGUGCUCAAAGGUCACAGCUCGACCGUGUGGGCGGUGGCCUGGGAUGGGGCCGGUAAGCGGAUCGCCUCGGCCUCCGACGACGGCACGGUGCGGAUCUGGGCGGAGACGCAGCCGCCCGACCAGUGGAGCUGCGUGGCGCUCCUCUCCGGCUUCCACCAGCGCGCCGUAUACGACGUGGCCUGGUGUCCGCUGACGGGCCUGCUCGCCACCGCGUGCGGGGACGACGCCGUGCGGGUGUUUGCCGAGGAGCCGGGCGCGGGCGACGGCGGCGCGCCGUCCUUUGGCCUGGUGGCGUCCGUGCCGCGCGCCCACGGCCGCGACGUGAACGCCGUCAGCUGGAGCCCCACGGAGCGGGGAUUGCUGGCGUCGGCGGGCGACGAUAACCUGGUCAAACUCUGGCGGGUGAGUGAGGAGUGAGAGGUGUGGCUGAGUGACGCUAGGAGGCACGGCUGUCGCGGUGCUAAGUGCAGAUGACAAUGGGGUAGCAAAUGGACGGGGUCUGUAAACACAAGUAUGUAUAGAUUUGCUAUUGUUUUGCUUGAACUGAAAUCUGACAUAUAAACGUACGAACAAAUUGCA
Molecule: messenger RNA, 1623 nt
Organism: Amphibalanus amphitrite
Lineage: Eukaryota; Metazoa; Arthropoda; Thecostraca; Balanomorpha; Balanidae
Product: probable cytosolic iron-sulfur protein assembly protein CIAO1
Exons: 2
Coding region: 481-1461 (326 amino acids)
Biological process (GO): iron-sulfur cluster assembly
Cellular component (GO): cytosolic [4Fe-4S] assembly targeting complex
Molecular function (GO): protein binding
Source: RefSeq, a predicted model, not a curated record